Molecule: messenger RNA, 777 nt
Organism: Olea europaea var. sylvestris
Lineage: Eukaryota; Viridiplantae; Streptophyta; Magnoliopsida; Lamiales; Oleaceae
Exons: 1
Coding region: 1-777 (258 amino acids)
Source: RefSeq, a predicted model, not a curated record
AUGGCAAAUCCAAGUAAUCUGGUGUCUCUUAUUCCUUGUUUCAAUGGGAAAGAUUAUAAAUAUUGGAGUCACAAUAUGAAAGUGUUGCUGAAGUCUAUGAAGCUCUGGAAUAUUGUUGAUGAAGGUUUUGAAGAUCCGGAGACUGAAGAUGGAAUGACUCAAGCACAAAGAAAUGCUUUGAAUGAAAAGCGAGAAAAAGACAGUAAAGCCCUUUUCCACAUUUACCAGGCAAUUGAAAGACCGGUGUUUGAACGAAUUGCAAAAGAUGAAACUUCAAAGCAAGCUUGGGAAAUUUUGCAGACAACACACCUUGGAGAAGAGAAAGUAAAAAAGGUAUGCUUACAGUCCUUGAGAUUAGAGUUCGAGAAAUUUGAAAUGAAAGAAGAAGAAAGUAUUUCUGAUUACUUCACAAGGGUUACUACAAUUAUAAAUCAAAUGGCAUUCAAUGGCGAACGUUUAGAAGAUCAGAAAGUUGUUGAAAAAGUUCUUCGAAGUCUACCAUCAAGGUUUGAUUUCAUUGCUGCCACAAUUGAGGAAUUUAAAGACUUGGAAACACUUUCAUUAGAUGAUUUACUUGCAUCGUUAAAAUCUCAUGAACUGCGAGUAAAGCACAGGAAUCCGUCACUCCCUGAUCAAGCACUCAAAUCUCAAAUUUCGGAGGCUCUAAUUCUAAUACCUUUAGAGGAAGAGGACGAUCUGGAGGUCGAGGGAGAGGCCACCAUUCUCGCGGAAGAGGAAGAGGAUUUCAAAGUGGUGGAGUGUUCAAAGAAGAAGUAA